AUGGGGAAGCCAACGCUUCUUCCUUCGAAACUGGUUAGCCAGCACAGUCGGUCUUGCACUUUGAAGCCUGGCCGCUGCGGGUUGUGUCAUUGGCACAAGGAGAAGGACAGCUGGCGGAAGCGCUUGCGGAAUGCGAAAUGGCUGCAAGUGACUUUGAAAGGGAAAGUGGCAAGGGUGGGCUGUGCAGCUUGUGCUGCUUUUGACGCUGGAGGCCCCUGGGCGAACUUUGACUUAAAGCCGACAGCUUUGAGACUGCACUGCUUGAAGCGGCAUGAAGACUCCAAGGGUCACAAGUUGGCAGAGCAAAGCUUCCAGCAUGGGACGAACUCGCGGGUAAAUCUGUUGGCGCCGCCUCUGUCGGAGUUCCGGGACGCUUGGACAAAGAUGCAACAAGGUGGAAGUUGCAGAGAUGGAGGUGUGUCUUCCGACAAGAAGACCAACAUACGCUGGUCCAUUUCCGAGGCAAUACUGGACAUGAAUCGCUUUUCCGAAAGCUUGGCCAACUGCACUGUCGAAGCCAUCCAUGAUUUGUGCCAGCCGAUGCUCCACCCUCCCCGUUCCUGCCUUGACCCGGAGCUUCCAGCAUACGAUGACUCGGUCGAGAAGAGGAUCCGCGAGCGGACUACCAUUUUGGUAACCGAUGCAGCUUCUGCGGAGCAGCUGGCGUCCAAUGUCUUGCGAGGCAAACGCCCAUCUGCACUGACAAGUGAAUGUGAAAAGGAGCUGCCGCAUGUUAAGAUAGUUGGCCGUGACAUUGCGCAUGCGAGCACCCGCUUGCUGAAGAGACCUUUCCAAAAGCACGCUGAGCUAGAGGCUAUAAUGGAUGAGUUCAUCUCAGGAAAGGACAGCUUCUGUCAAAAGGUGCAGCAUAGUCCACUGUACACCAAGUGGUGGAAUGAAAUUCUUGAAAAAGAUGGGAAGGGUACAGAAGAAGGAGGAACUGGAGCCAGCAUGGCUGCUGCGAAGCAUCGCUUCGGAAGCUAUGCUCAUCCCCUGUCACGGGUGACAGAAAACAUGAGGUGUGUGCUGACCCUCUUGCAUAAGAUUGCAUUGCUUCGGGAUUCGUCAGGCCGUUGGGCGUCCCAGAUUCUGACACAUUUUUCUGGCUACAAGGCUAUCCUGCUUUCACUCUGUGCAGAUGCCGCGGCAACGUCCAUGGACUUCACUCGCUUCUGCGACGACGAGCAGAGCGACAUCUCCCUUCUCAACACCAAAGCGCAGCAGUUUCUCUUGAGCACUCACGCAUUGUUUCUUCAGGAAGAGGCAUUCACUUUGCCUACCUUUGCAAAAGAUUUGCUGGAUUCUUGCACACGGGCCCCUUUCAGCAUUCUCAUUGCUGGACAGGCAAGAGAAGUGCGAGUUCGAGACUGUGACAAGCGUCGGGCUAUGAACGUUAUGAAAGAAUGGGUGUGUGGGGCAGAAGCAACUCUGAAGGCCGAGUUUCCGUCGUGGCACCUCAUUGGCGCUUUUGAUGUCUUUCAUCUCGGCGGGAGCAUGAGUGACAGCGACAAGUGCACUGUAGAGAAGAGUCUGGCGCGUCUGGCGUGCGCCUUCGGGGUGAACCUGGCAGACCUGACGCAACAGUAUGUUGCAAUCCUGCCUAUGGCCCAGGCAAUGAAGAAGAAGACAGGACAAGACAAUCGCACGGCGUGGGCGAACGUUUUGUUGCGCAUACGAGAUUCUCGUCUCAAGGGGAAAUAUCCUCAAGAUGCUUUAUAUCGCGUCGUUUGCGCCUUCUUGGCAUGGUCAGCGUCCAGUUCCGGCGUUGAGCAGCUCUUUUCAAAAUUGAAACGAUCACCAGUGGAAUUGGCAAGUGCCCAGGCAGAUACGGACCGAAGGGUCUGUGCUGCCAUGGGGUGCACUCUGGACCAAGCGCAGGAAAAGGAAAUGCUGCAGGAAGCUCGAGCCAUCUACACACGGCUGAGCCAAAGCGGCAAGUCCCGGUCUUCUGAGGGCAGGAGGAAGCGGUUAGAUUUCGGUCGCAAAGGUCCAAUGAGACCGUCAUCCCACAAGAACUGGAUGCGAAAACGAAAGGAAGCUGUGGAGGAGGCUGCGGCUCAGUUGAUUAUGCCUCCCCGGAAGAUUUCUUCACAUGAUUUGCCUGAAAGUUCUCGAAAAGAAGUGGAGCAACAGAGUCGAUUGGAGAAGAAGCGAAAAGCUGAGGCUUAUUCUGAUGGCUUGCUUUUGAACUCCGAGGUGACAGAAGCAGUAGUUGCUGAGGCUCAGAAACAAAGGAAAGCAGACGCUUCCAAUGACCGGGCUCGCAAGUCCAAUUUUCACAGCAGGCACGCUGCAGUGGAAGCCAGCAUCACCAAGAAGACUGUGGCAUGGGCGCUGAAGGGAUUGCCCAGCCCGGCUUUAAACACUGACGCGGCGAAGGAUCUGAGGCAAGCGUCUCUUUUGAUCAUACCGGACAUCAACACGAUCCCUCGGAAGCAUCAACUCAUGGCAGCCUUGUUCGGUAAGGUCAUUUUGUCUGCGGCAAUUCUUGACGGUGGAAACGGAGUGAAACUGUCAUACAGUGCUGGAAGUCAGCUUGGUGUGUUCGUUUACGUGACUGAUGGAUUUCGAAAUCAAGAGCCUGGCUUGACCAUGAUUUUGCGCGAAGCGUGCGCUCAUGGGUGGAAGGCUGUGACAAUGAAUGACUUGCAGGCUCGGAGCAAAGGGCCCAAGAAUUCCUGCUUGCUCUUACGGGCAAAAGGGGAGGCACUGAAUCUGGGCAAGUCCAGGAUUCAGUGUCUUGAUGGCAAUGAGCUAGUUGCCUGGGCUGCUCAAAAAUUUGUAGAUGUCAAGUCAAGUGCCUGGAUCAGCACUGGCACAGCUUGCGCGCGGAACCGCGCGCCUAGCCUAGAUGAUUUUUUUCAUUUGGAAGCCUGUGCCAAAGACCUGAUGACCGCGAUUCGCAGCGCGGUUUCCCGCAUCAAUGACCUGGCAAAGACAUGGAAAGCUCGGCUGGGUUUGUGGUCUCCCGCGGACUCCUCGGGCAAAAUUAGAUGUGCUUCGGACUGCUCCUAUGGUUCAGAUCUCAUUGCUCUCAGGUUGUUCGGCCUUCAAAAACGGGUGGAUUCUGUAAUGACUUGCGAGUCAUGCGGGAAAAAGAUGAUGCUGCACGAUGCGGUGGCAGCUGCUUGUGGCAUUGGCACACGCAAAGUUUCUCAUUAUGCUGACAUCUGUGGGCGCGACAAUGCUGCGGCACCCCGGGCUGAUUUGUACACUGCCGGGUACCCUUGCCCAUCAUAUUCCACGCUUGGAAAAAAACGUGGAGUUUUGGACGACCGAGGCUUCGUAUCUCUGCAAGGUUUGAUGUACAUAGCAGAGAAACGCCCGCGGGCGAUUAUUUUGGAACAGGUCGCAGCCAUAUUGCAGAAGAAACACAGCAAAAUUUUUCAAUUCAUGCAGAAAAUUUUACGAGAGCUGGACUAUCGUUUUGAGAUCCGCGUGCUCAACACGAAGCAGUUCACAAUCCCACAUUCUCGGUCUCGUAUGUACUUGAUCGCCGUGGCGAGAGAGUCCCUAGUUCAUGAGCUGUCCUUUCCACCGGCCAGGUCAGAACACGCGGACUUGCAUGCCUUUUUGGAGAAAGACAAAGUCGGCACGGAAGUGCUUUCACUUCCAUUCUACGAAGAGAAGUUAGGAAACCGUUUGUUUCAGAAAGGAUACAUACUAGACGUGGGCUCUUCGCAGCGCUUUCAAAGCGUCAUGCCCAACCCCUCCCCAUGCCUGACAAAGUCACGGCUCAAGGCCGCUGGCUACUACAUACCAAAACUUCGGAGAAGGCUGACACUGGCGGAAGCCGCCCAGCUCCAAGGGGUGCCGCCUCAAAUCCUUCAGGCCAUGGAAGAGGCAGCCAAGCUACAUCGCUUGCCGAAGAGGUCGGUGGAUGAAUCAUUGGGAGAUGCCAUGUCCGUCAAUGUUCUGAUGUCCGUUUUAAGGCGGGCGCUGGAUGCAUGUGGGCUAACCAAAUUGGGUUCCGGCAAAGACUUUUGGCUGCAAGUGACAUUGGGUGAGGCGAGCGUCAACUUGAGCAAGAAGCUCUUUGACAAGUACAAAAGGUGA
Messenger RNA from Cladocopium goreaui, 4056 nucleotides. The record is from the annotation of a GenBank genome assembly. NCBI's taxonomy places the organism in Eukaryota, Dinophyceae, Suessiales, Symbiodiniaceae.